GAUGCAGCCAAGUUCUUUUUAUUUUUAGCUAAACUAGUUUAUUAGCUUAUCUACAUUUAUAUCAGAACUUGUUAAUUAUAAUAAUAAUACCUUUGGCUGGCUAUUCCCAAAUUCUGAUUCUAACUAAACAGUGUGACCUUCACCUAAAAUUUGGCAGCUAAAUUAGAAUCUAUUAUUAUAUAGCUGUUAAAAAACAUGCGCAAGAUAUUCGAUUCCUUAUCUUAUUAUAAUCACACACAUUGGCUUAAGAACGUUUUACCCAUAGUUCUCAUUAAAGAGUGAGAGUGAGAAAGAGUAAGAUAGACAGUGAAAGAAAGAAAGAGAGAGCUGCAGUAAUUGAUUACAAAUUUAGUGUAUUAAUAUAAGCUAGAUUUAAUGAUAAUUUUUUCAACAAUUCAUUUAGUUCUCCAAGAUCGACCAUUCGGAACUAAUUUAUAUAUAAUUUUUAUCAUCGAUCGACUCUAGUAAUGUAGCCCCUAUGUCAUUAGUGAAGAAGCUAUGAAGCCGGUAACUAUGGGUUUGUCAAUCGCGGUGGUUCUUCUGAUGCUCGCAUCGGUAAACUGUCGGAGGUCCAGAUUCACGAAUCUCAAAUGCAGCAGUUUUGAUCCCGAAUUUGCGAAGUUUGAGAAGUGCAAGCUGAAAGUCAUUGGCAGAGGAGUCGUCUCCGCCAAUGUAUUUAUAUUAAUGCUGAAGUUGCCGAUUGAUAAUAUAUUCGUAAGAAAUCCUUGGAUUACAUAUAAAAUACAACAUACAACUAGAAAAACGGAGCUAGUGUCAAUCAACUGGAGCGGUUGGCGACGUUAUAAUAGCUUCCAGCCGUUUCUAUACAAUUCCACUUGCGAUUUCUGUCACCUUUUAGCAUCUCGGAAUAAGCUCUCAUUCGAGUACAUGGUGCUGGCAGCUAUUCAAUCGAGAUCCAAUGUUAAUCAUACUUGCCCCUACAAUCACAAUGUUAUUGUGGAUAACUUGGUGUUCGAGGAUGGGUUCCUGAAGACGCUGCCGCUGCCCCAAGGCGAGUAUAAGCUUCAGUUGCGCUUUGGCACUAACAAAGUGUGGAAACUUAUGGUGGAGAUAAGCUUUCAGCGAGAUGAAUAA
Drosophila mojavensis is the source of this 1095-nucleotide messenger RNA. RefSeq lists its product as uncharacterized. The transcript has 3 exons. The coding region runs from base 499 to 1095 and encodes 198 amino acids. The record is from RefSeq and is a predicted model, not a curated record. NCBI's taxonomy places the organism in Eukaryota, Metazoa, Arthropoda, Insecta, Diptera, Drosophilidae.